Molecule: messenger RNA, 1321 nt
Organism: Daucus carota subsp. sativus
Lineage: Eukaryota; Viridiplantae; Streptophyta; Magnoliopsida; Apiales; Apiaceae
Product: short-chain dehydrogenase/reductase 2b
Exons: 5
Coding region: 59-979 (306 amino acids)
Cellular component (GO): membrane
Source: RefSeq, a predicted model, not a curated record
UUGCGUUAGAGCUUAAAUCAUCUACCAAUAUCUGAAUAGAAGAAAACUAAGUAUAACAAUGACAGACAGCGGCAGUCUAAGUGGAAAAAGGUGUGCUCUUGUGACAGGAGGAGGCAGAGGAAUCGGCUUUAAGAUAUGCAGAAAGCUUGCUGAAAAUGAAAUCAGAGUGAUAUUAACAGAUAGAAAACAGAAAGAUGCAAUAGAAGCUGUGGAAAAACUAAAACUUUCUGGGAAUUUAGAUGUUGUUUCUCAUCAACUGGACGUAAAAGAUUCUGCAAGUAUUGCAGCAGUAGCAAACUAUGUCAAAAGCAAUUUCGGAAAACUUGACAUUCUGGUGAAUAAUGCAGGAGCCUCUGGACUGGUUAUUGCAAAGCCUCAAGAGCUGAGGUCCUUUAAAGAUGGAGCAGGAUUUUUGGAGGUGAUCGAUGAGCAUGCACAUUUAUUAGAAGGAAUUCUUGAAGAGAACUACGAAUUGGCAGAAGAUUGUCUCAGAACAAACUACUAUGGAACAAAAGCGGUGACUACUGAGCUGCUGCCUCUGCUUCAACUCUCCAAUUCAGCAAGAAUAGUGAAUGUAUCAUCAAAUUAUGGCGAACUAAAGUGGAUUUACAAUGAGAAGGUGAAGGCGGAGUUGAAUAAUGUGGAGACUUUAACAGAGGAAAAGAUUGAUGAGAUCAUAAAGUGGUUUCUGAAGGUUUACAAGGAAAACAACUGGAAGGCCAAUGGUUGGCCUAUUGUAGUGUCACCUUAUAAAAUUUCGAAAGCAGCUGUCAGUGCCUACACUAGACUCCUGGCAAGAAAAUAUCCCGAUAUGCUUAUUAAUUGUGUUCAUCCUGGCUACUGCAAGACAGAGAUUACAAGUGAAUCAGGACCCUUAACUCCUGAGGAAGGUGCCAGAGCUCCCGUAAUGCUGGCACUGUUGCCAAAUGAUGGUCCUUCAGGCAUCUACUUUGCAGAGAUGCAACCAUCAACCUUCUAAUAACCAAAUUCUGCUGCCUUCUAUUAUAGUGCUUGCUAUAAAGUUGUUGUGUAUCAGCGCUCAACUUGUGUUGUACAAGUUUCAGAAUAAACUUUGGUGUUGAAAUAUAGCAUAAGAUCCAUUUAGGGCCUUCCUCUAACAUCUUAAGGUUUUAAAUGGACCGGUUCUCCUAAAAUCUUAAGGUUUUAGAUAAACUGGUUCUCAACAUGGUAUCAGAGCACAAACAAGUGGAUGUUAUGUGCACAAGUACAAAACAUGUUCUGAGAACUAGUUCUCAUUUGAAUCAGGCCUUAUAUUUGUAUCUUUAGUGCAUAUGUUAAUAUAUGAUACUUUUUCGACCUA